GUCGCCCCACGCUGGCGGAACCCCGCUGUCCGCGCCAGCCCCGCCGCCGCCUGCACCGCCCCGCCGCCGCCACCGCCUCGCGCAGGAGUCACACACCCACCCCCACCUCCGGGAUCCCCGUCACGUGCGCUCUGGCCGCGGAGCAGGUCUGAUCGGCUUCCUUGUUCCGGUGGCCGGGCGUCCUCUCCAAAGAUAAGGGGAAUAAAGAAGUCACCCCCCCAGCUGUCAUCAUCUGGCAGCAGAUUGAGCAAGGCUGUUCUGAGCGCUGCAGAGAAGACAACCCAUCAAACCUCCGAUGAUGAGCAGCCCUGUGACCUGUUCAAGAAAAGGAAUAGGAUGAGUGACUGUCAUCAGAAAAGCAGUGUGAACGCUGGCCCAUCUUGGAAUCAGGUACAACACUCAAAGACGUCUUCGGGAAAAAGGCAGGGUAGAUCCCGAGGACCCCAGGUCUCUUCCCACCUGGGAAGCAGCCUCCUUGACAUCUCCCAUCCUGCACCAGAUAAGCUCAUGGGAACCAUUUCCAUGGAGGGAAGACAGGACCAGGAACGGAGGACCCUGCUCAGCCCCAGGUGUCAGGCUGCCUCUGGAAGCAAGCUGUUCCUUGACUUUCAGUCCAUGAAACUCAUUAAGGACGGUGCCAACGACGAGGACAGUACAAGUGACCUGUCGGACUCAGAGAGAGUGGCCAUUCCUCCUUCUCCAUUCACGCCCCCUGACCUCAACCUUCGAGCUGAAGAGAUAGACCCAGUUUCCUUCAAUCUUCACCCAGACCCGAGCCGGGCAGAACCUGAACACCGCUACCCUGACUUUCUUCCACCCCCGUUCAGCUCCUGGGACCUCCGGGACAUGGCUGUGGCCCUGAACUCAGAGAGCAGGAGUGAGGCCCCGCCUCGGGCCACGGGGUUCCUCGGGAAGUACAUACACAGGCUUCUUCAGCUGGAGUGGCUGCAGAUCCAAACCGUGCAGUGUGAGAAGGCCCGAGCUGCCAAGGCAAGGCCCCCUGGCGCCUCUGGGAUGCUGAAAAGCCCCAGGCGGGGCAAACUCCUCACCAGUGUGCUGUCCAAGCCAUUAUUGUCCCCUGAAGGGAUUCCAACGCCAGGAGUCCUUUCUAGAAAGAAAGGUUUUCACCACGAAGAAGCCCACCCAUCCUAUUACACGUUUGAGACCUCACCCAGAUUGGAUGUGGACAGGCCCGGUCGCCCCAGGCUGUGUUCUCAGAAACAAGCCCCUGGGGUGAGGGUUGAAAAGAGGAAGAAAUCGAGCAAGGUCCCCAAGCUUCACCUCCGUGCUGCACCCUGCGCUGAGGGCAGCCCCGCGUUGGAAACCAGUGGGAACAUCCGAAUUCCAAAGAAGUCCACAGUGCCGGGCCCACUGGACUCCUGUGGGGCCUCCAGGACACAAGCACUCCUGGACCUGGAGAAAAAGGGAAAUGCACAUAACUGUGGUCUCGCCUCUACAUCCGGCGAGAAAAAACCCAAAACCAAUGGAGGGAAGCAAAGCUCGCAUAAGUUAAAGUGACCCCUGGGGUCAAGAAUGCCAAAGACCCGCAGGUGUCUAAAAGUGGGGGGCUGGCCCCAGAGUGGUGGUGAAUUGUAAUCCAGUUGUGAUAACCGACUCUCCAGUUACUCCACCCCCCCACCCCACCCUCACCCUCUACCCCGCCCCCCUCCACCCCCCCCACCCCGGCGCCUCAAGGCUUCUUUUCAGAGGUCUCAGUAAGGCCCAAUAAGCUGUUCUUGGUAUGCACAGCCUUGAGGGACCUAACGGUAAAAAAUAAAAUAAAAAUAAAAACUUG
Molecule: messenger RNA, 1795 nt
Organism: Mesocricetus auratus (golden hamster)
Lineage: Eukaryota; Metazoa; Chordata; Mammalia; Rodentia; Cricetidae
Gene: Fam217b
Product: family with sequence similarity 217 member B
Exons: 4
Coding region: 337-1518 (393 amino acids)
Source: RefSeq, a predicted model, not a curated record